Molecule: messenger RNA, 348 nt
Organism: Aspergillus terreus NIH2624
Lineage: Eukaryota; Fungi; Ascomycota; Eurotiomycetes; Eurotiales; Aspergillaceae
Product: Spo12 family protein
Exons: 3
Coding region: 1-348 (115 amino acids)
Source: RefSeq, a predicted model, not a curated record
AUGGACGCCCCGUCGCAGCCGCUCAGCGCCCGCUCCCCCAACACGCACCUCGUCAGCCACGACAAGGCCAACGAUCUCAAGGCCGCCCCCGCCAAGAUGAACUCGAUGGAGUAUCAUCGCCAGGUGCUGCAGGGCAAGCUGGAGAAUGGUGAUAAACAACAAGCGAGCUACGUCUCUCCGUCGGACGAUAUCAUGAGCCCUUGCUCGAAGAAGCUGAGUGAUCUGAAGGGAAAGCGGUUCAAGAAUGCUGGAAAACCGCAAUCGCUGUUCGCCAAACUCGGCAAGAAGAACUUUGAACAGUCCUCGGCAGAGCAUCUGCAGCAGACGAAUUCGCCAUCGGAGAAGUAG